This is a messenger RNA of Closterium sp. Naga37s-1, 1209 nucleotides long. The record is from the annotation of a GenBank genome assembly. NCBI's taxonomy places the organism in Eukaryota, Viridiplantae, Streptophyta, Zygnematophyceae, Desmidiales, Closteriaceae.
AUGCUCGGAUUUCGCAAAUUGCCUGCCAGUGAUCCCAAAGGUAGGUACCACCCUCCCUGCGUCGCGGCGGCUAACUCGCUUUCGAUACAGUCACCGUCCAGCUUACAAGGCUUCACGCGCUUAAAGCCUUCCGACCAGCAAUCCCUCCAGGCCAUUCUCACGAGAGCAUCUGCUGCUGCUGCUGCUGCUGCUGCUGCUGCUGCUGCUGCUUCCUCUCCUGCUUCACAACCUGCUGCUGCUGCUGCUGCCACUGCCGUCGCCGCUGCUGGAGGGAAGGGCGGGAAGGGAAAGAGGGCGAUGGAAGGAGCUUCUGGAGAGGAGGAGGGUAGGGCAGGAGCGGUGCUGGACGGUGCGGUUGAAGCAGGAAAGGCCUGUAACGCGGAUGAGAGCGGCAGUGAGGACUCCAGUGGACCUGAGAUGAAGAGGAGCAAGGUUGUCAGUGCAGGCUCCGCCACCUACCCUGCUCCUUCACCUGCUGUGAAGAAAGUUCUGGGAACCUUCUCUCAUCAAUCACUCAAGGGGAUGUACAAGGACGUUCCUCUGCCUCCUGGCUGGUUCGCAUUCUCCUCAGUCAUCCUUCAUCAGAGCCCUGAUCUGAAGCCAUCCAGUCGAAUCGCGGCCUUUGAUUUCGACGGCUGCUUGGUCAACACCAAUGUGCGCAUCAUGGGACCCAACGCCUGGUCUCUCAUGUUUGAUACCGUUCCCAGCGUGCUGCAGCAGUUCCAUCAAGCAGGCUACAAGAUCGUCAUCUUCACCAACGAGUCCAACAUAGAUCGCUUCACCAAGCAGCGCCACAAGGCAAUCGACAGCAAGAUCGGGCGACUGAACGGAUUUAUGCGUGCAGUGCCGGGCGUGCCCAUGCAGAUCUUCAUUUCCUGUGGUCGCAGCAACUCAGGGGACCUGUUCCGGAAACCAGAAGGGGGGCUAUGGCACUUGCUGUGCGAGUGUGGGAAUGAAGAGAGACAAGUGGAAUGGGAGAGCUCAUUCUUCGUGGGGGAUGCAGCUGGUCGCCCUCAGGACCACAGUGAUUCCGACCAGGUGUUUGCUCAGAGGCUGAACCUACCCUUUUAUCUGCCUGAAGACGUGUUUGGGCCAUCCCCCUGUCUCCCCAUUCCCCCUCCCGCAACAAAAUCCCCCAUUCCUCCCCGCAACCCAUUCCCCCUCUCCCGACAGCUGUUCCCCCUUUCCCCAGUGCCGCUGCUCGCCUGA